UGCUCGGCCAGCAUAGUGAGAGCUCACUGAGGAGAGCUGCCGGCAUCACCCACUUCUCAGCCUCAGGGACCGCAACAAGUAUCUGCUGUGGUGGAUGGAAGGGCAGCUGAGGACGCCGUGCACGGACCGCUGUGGAUUAUAGGAUGUCAGGGACCUCCUGAGGACCGGAGCAGCAUUUCACCCUCGUCUCCCAGGACUUUACUAAAGGCUCGCCCUGCCUAUGGAGGGCGCCAUUGUGCGCUGUGUGCUCUGCCCGAUGAGUGCCCGGGGGGUGAGAGCAUGAAGUCUGCAGGAUGGGAGCGAACAAUGGCAAGUACGGCAGUGAGGGCAAAGGCAGCUCAAGCAUCUCAUCCGACGUGAGUUCGAGUACGGAUCACACGCCGACUAAGGCCCUGAAGAAUGUGGCUACUAGUGAAGAUUCUGACCUGAGCAUGCGGACACUCAGUACACCAAGUCCUGCACUAAUUUGCCCUCAGAACCUGCAUAGCUUCCAAAAUGGGAGAGGAUCAUCUACUUCAUCAUCCUCAAUUACAGGAGAGACUGUUGCUAUAGUCCAUUCGCCACCUCCCACACGUCUCACUCAUCCACUGAUACGCCUUGCAUCAAAACAUCAAAAGGAACAGGCAAACAUAGAUCGAUUGCCAGAUCAAUGUAUAAUUCAGAUAUUCUCAUACCUACCUACAAACCAACUUUGUCGUUGCGCUCGGGUUUGUCGCCGUUGGUAUAACCUAGCCUGGGACCCUCGGCUAUGGAGGACUAUUCGACUGACUGGUGAAACAUUAAGCGUGGACAGGGCUUUAAAAGUGUUGACACGUAGACUUUGUCAGGAUACCCCCAACGUCUGUCUCAUGUUGGAGACAGUAAUUGUUAGUGGCUGCAGGCGGCUCACCGAUAGAGGGCUCUACACUAUUGCUCAGUGCUGUCCAGAACUGAGAAGACUCGAAGUUUCCAAUUGUUACAACAUCUCUAAUGAAGCCGUGUUUGACGUGGUAUCAUUAUGCCCAAACUUGGAGCAUUUGGAUGUUUCAGGUUGCUCUAAAGUGACUUGUAUCAGUUUGACCCGUGAAGCUUCCAUUAAACUGUCUCCAAUGCAUGGCAAACAGAUAUCCAUCCGUUAUUUGGACAUGACUGACUGUUUUGUGCUUGAAGAUGAGGGGCUCCAUACAAUUGCAGCCCACUGCACUCAGCUCACUCACCUGUACCUGCGCCGCUGCAUCCGGAUUACCGAUGAAGGCCUGCGGUAUAUUAUGAUAUACUGUACAUCUAUCAAAGAAUUUAGUGUGAGUGACUGUCGCUUUGUGAGUGACUUUGGCAUGCGAGAAAUUGCCAAACUGGAGUCUCGUCUGCGGUACCUAAGCAUAGCUCACUGUGGGAGGAUAACAGAUGUAGGCAUCCGUUACAUUGCCAAGUACUGCAGUAAACUCCGCUACCUUAAUGCUCGUGGUUGUGAAGGCAUCACCGAUCAUGGAGUGGAGUACCUAGCAAAAAAUUGCACAAAACUGAAAUCUUUGGACAUUGGGAAAUGCCCUCUAGUUUCGGACAUUGGUUUGGAAUUUUUAGCCUUGAACUGCUUCAACCUAAAGCGCCUGAGCCUGAAAUCUUGUGAGAGCAUCACAGGUCAAGGGCUACAGAUAGUUGCUGCCAAUUGCUUUGACCUUCAGAUGUUAAAUGUUCAGGACUGUGAAGUGUCAGUUGAUGCUCUACGCUUUGUGAAACGCCACUGUAAGAGAUGCAUAAUUGAACACACAAAUCCCGCUUUCUUCUGAGAAACCAUGUAAUCCAUAAAACAUGUUAUUUCCAGUCCUACAACCACAUAAGGAAAGAAGGAAAACUUGCACAUUCAUCAAAUUAUCUUUACAAGGUUCUGCUUUUAUGUUGUAGUAGGAGAGGUAAUCGUUUUUGUAAAAUUAUUCAUCCGUAAUUCAUAUGUGAUCAUGUAUUAUGAGAUGAAUGCUUAAUAUGUGCAUGUCUGUUUUAUACCGGUGUCAGGCACUGUCAUUUUAUAACAAAGGAAACCUUCCUGUGCAUUAUGGGAUACUAUGUGACAUCUUUAAGUGUAACCUAAAUUUUAGAUGACUUAAAGGGAUUGUCUCCCUUCAGCAAAUGGCAUUUAUCAUGUAGAGAAAGUUAAUACAAGGCACUUACUAAUGUAUUGUGAU
Bufo bufo (common toad) is the source of this 2159-nucleotide messenger RNA. It is a transcript of the gene FBXL7, whose product is annotated as F-box and leucine rich repeat protein 7. Gene Ontology annotation, cellular component: SCF ubiquitin ligase complex. Gene Ontology annotation, biological process: SCF-dependent proteasomal ubiquitin-dependent protein catabolic process. Bases 294 to 1766 code for a protein of 490 amino acids. The record is from RefSeq and is a predicted model, not a curated record. The transcript has 4 exons. Gene Ontology annotation, molecular function: protein binding. NCBI's taxonomy places the organism in Eukaryota, Metazoa, Chordata, Amphibia, Anura, Bufonidae.